Messenger RNA from Durusdinium trenchii, 4196 nucleotides. The record is from the annotation of a GenBank genome assembly. NCBI's taxonomy places the organism in Eukaryota, Dinophyceae, Suessiales, Symbiodiniaceae.
AUGCCCAAAGUAGGGGGCAGAGAAGAGAAAGGCCAUCCAACCACCCGCAAGAUCCUUACAAGACAGGCCAUUUGGAUCCAUUUGGCAAGGCAAAAGCCCGAGCUGGAGGGCUUUGUUUGUGAAGCAUGUGUCACAGUGGCAGGGCCAGGGUUCAAAGCCUUCAGAAAGAGGAAGGAGCAGGAAUUGUACUAUUUCAACAGGAUGGCCUUCCGUGUGUACACAGAGUUGGGCUCCGUUUCUGAAACAUCGACUAUCCUUCCGAAGUACUGCUUGGUGAAGGGUGGUGGGUCAGACAUGAAGCUCCAGAAUGACCAGGUGUGCCCAGAGGUUUUGGCAAUGGGCGUGGUUGGCUCGGCUGACCCUCAAGAUCGCCUGAUGAAGUUGGUGGAUCCUGCAGGACAAUGUCUGGAAGCUGGCAAAGACGGUACCUUCCCAACACUGAAACGUUCCUCUUGCGACUCUCAGAAGCCCAAGCAGCUGAUUUCACCCAUGGCGAUCCCAUCCUUGCUCUGGAGCAUGCAUCAGGUUGCGGACCGAAAUGCUCAACAAGACCUUCACUUGUCGUACUCCUCGUUUUGUGGAGCUCACGGUGCUUUGUCAAGCCUUGCCUUUCAGCAGAUCUUCGCAGGAGAGGGCAGAAGAAGAUCAGCAAGGCCACUGUCUUCCUGUCAUUUUGCUCCAGUCAUCAAAUUUGGCACAUUCGUUGCAACAGGGAUCACCAGAGACAAGACGACGAGCAAUUGGCCGAAUUGGAACACGCAGAUGGCGGACAACCCCAUUCAGUGUCCAGAUGGUGAAGCCUUGACAGGCUUCAAGCUCGAGAGCGCUUCGAAGAAGUUCAUGUACGAGUGCAGCCGCAUUGGCGGCUUGGGUGCCCAAUAUGAGUACUUUACCAGUCAGGUGGAAGUCCCUACGUUCGAUGCGAAUCCAAACAACUGGUUGAAGUCAAUCAGGAUGCUGAAAAUUGAUUGCGGAGAGAAUGCCUUGCUGAGCGGAUUCCACUUCGAGUUCUCCGAAGGAGGUCGCUGGGCUCGUUCCAAAUUCACCUGUUCCAAAGCGGGUGGCGCCCCCGUGGUGAUGGAGCCAUCCACCACGGUGGAAACGCAGUUUCAUCGUUCGGAAGGGGUGUUCUGCCCUGCGUUCCGGAGCACGGACACCGGUCGAUACACCUAUGAGAACUCAAUCACAGGCGACACCUUGGUCUUCCAGGAGGAUGGGCGAUGGUGCGUCAGAGGCGAUUGCUCCAAAAAGAUCGGUGGAGAGAACCCCAUUGAUGCCACGAUGGACAAGCUUGAAGUGGCCAACGUGACAGACUUCGAUGGCGAGUUCGAAGCCAAAGGCGUGCCUGACAUGAGCGAGGGUGGCGCAGCGGGAUUGGCCCAGAAACUGAAGAGGCUGAAGCCACCAAAGAGGCCAGCGCAACCACCCAAGCCCAAGCUUGCGGAAUUCAAGGCGGAGCAACCCAAGUAUGCCGAGGAAUGCCUGAAUUAUGAAGACCUGUGGAAGAAGAUCAUUGAAACGCAGAAGGGAGAGGAUGAUGAACCUGUGACUGAAGAGAAUACACUGGAAGCCGAAGAGGGGACGGAGGGACAAGAACUAUUGGAUUACCAUCCUUGUGCAGUAGCAGCUGGUGCUGGUGGGGUCUUUGGCAAGCUUGCUGGACAAAGCGGAAAGCUGGCGCCGGAGAACAUGCUCUACUCUGAUUGGAACGAAUGCAUGCAAGGAGACAUCAACCGAGAUCUUUACAUGGCACAUUGGGACUUUGCUGGCUUUAUUCAUGAGUUGACAGCGGAAGUGGUCACAGAAGGCAUCAACCUGGUGUGCGAAGCACCACCGGACGUGGAAAUCGCUCCCUUGGGGGCUGGAGUCGAAGUCGAACCAGACGAAAUUUGCGAAUCGGCCACUCAGUUCGCCGAGGCGCUGAGCAGUUUCCCCUUCGAAUACAUGGCUUCGUGGAACGCAUACGCGGUGGAGAAGGAGGGCUUCAUGGCAUGCAAUCCAUUUCAGGUGGGCUUCUCCCGGCUCUUCUGCGACAUUCAUUGUGUCCGCGACGCAGUGGUCCGGGGCGAUCGCACCAUCAUUCGGAACAUGGAGAAGGCCACGAAGAUCACGAAUGACAACAUGAAGAAGAUGGUGGAGUGGUCGACAGAGGCCAAUCGUGCAGAGACGGAGUACUUGGACAAGAAGAUCGAUCAUUCUCUGAAGGUCAACACUUUGUACCUGGACACCAUCAUGAAGCAAACUGAGCCACAGAGCCUCCAAGAUGUGGCUGCCACGACGGGUUCCAUGCUUGAAGAGCUCGACGGCAUGGCCGAGGCUUCAUCCUUCAGCGAAGCUUCCAGACGAAGUGCCAUUGGUGGGUUGACCCACUUCGUUGAGCACGCAGAGCAGAUGCAGUCCACAGGCAACCUAAGCCUGCAAAUGGAUCAUGCAGGCAAGUUUCAGUCCCAAGUCAGUGCGCUCUACCAGACUCUCAAAGGCAGCAGCAACGGCAUGACGAAGGCCCAAGUGGUUGGGAAGCAGAUUGCCUUGGAGGCGAACCGGUUGCAAAAGCAGCUCCGUGGGCAGCUACACAUGUUGGGCAUCUACCGACGUCAAAGCGAAGCUGCACACAAGGAGGCAAUGUCUUGGAACACCAGUGAUGUAGUGGUGACUUUGGAUCACCUGUGGUGGAGGAUUCGCGACCAGCUGGACAAGCACCUUGAUGCUGCGGAACAGGAGGUGGCGCGCUAUCGCUCGGCCUUCGCCAGCUUGGAGGAUUUCCAGAAUUGCAAGUCCAGCUUCAGCGACUUGCUCUCGAGCUAUGCGAAGAGUAUGUCAGUGAUGACGAAGAAUCAUCACAAGCUUCAUAAGCUGUGGCGGGAGGCCUCAAACUCGAUCGGAGAGCUUGCCGCUGUCAUCCAGGAUGGCGAUGUCUUCGGUAAGUUCAUGAAAGAGGAAGGCUGCAAAUCUGCCAUGGCUUUGCAGACCUUGAAGCAGACCACCAUAGCUGUCCAGGGGAUGGGCUUCUUGCAGCAUCGCUUCCACGUGGCCGGGCUGAAGCCGCCUCAACUGGACACCAUCAAGACGGCAGCAUCCCAAGUGAAAGGAGCCUACAAAGGCGCCUUGAAGAUCUGCAGGAAGUGAUGAAUUUGGGCAGUCCAGCGGGCUGUAUGCUCGCGCUGGGUUUUCAAUGCAGAUUUGAAACAAUAGAUUGUUUCAUUCCAAGACCUGCGAUUGCUCGAAUUUCAAAAGGUGGCUGUUUCCAGUGUGGGUAAGAUAUUGUGUAUGUGUAGUUUGUCCAAAAAAAAGGGACGACUCCAGCUAAGUGGCUAAGUGGAUCAUCCAUAGUACUGUAAGCAGGAUUUAACUGUUGUGAUUGAGACCAGCACAUAUUGACAAGAAUGAACAGCAUGUUUGCCGGAGGAUCAGAUGGGAUUCAAACCCAUCAUUGUGAAGGAGUCUCCACUUAGACCGCCUGCAGAGACAUGUUAUUUGAGGCAAGAAUAACACUCGCGGACCUUGUUCCCACCAAAGUAUGCUUCUGGAAGAGCUUUGUUUGCUGCGUAGGGUUUGUGUUCUUCCUUUGCAGUUUGUAGUUGAAGCGACACAUGGUGAGCCACUGCGGGCACAGGUAGGUACGUGGUGGUCACCUGAGUUUUCCAAGCUGGCAGUCAGCUGUCUUGUUUGAAUUACUGUACAUAUAUAUAUAUACACGGUAAGAUCCAGCAGUGCACCCAAGUGACACGGACAAGAGAGUGACGCAAAUAAAAUAGAUUGCGACCCUGCUGUUUGUAGGAAGCAAGUAUAUAACAAGUGAUUUGCACAAAUAAGAUGAUUGGAAGCGCACGAAAAUUACAAUCAUACGUUGCAUUCAACAUGGUGUCACCAAAGAACACAUAUAUACUGAGAUCCUUGACAAAUCAACAGCAGCUAGAUGAGCACAAGAUUAGAAGCGAAUCAAAGUGAGACAGUGCUUAUCAGAUGGCCACACAAGCAAAUCCGCGAUGUCCGCACAGUUCGCUUGAACAUGCUACAAACGCACCGGAAUGACAUUCAGAAGCGGAUCACAUUUUUGCGUUUGCAAGGACAUGUCAACCUAAAUGAACAAUUUGGUGAUUGUUUUUGUCCGAGCGAGCCAAGAGUUCAAUUCUCCGCUUGUGCAUUUGGGCUUAGGCCAUUUGCUUAGACUAAUCUUUGAGGCCAGACAAAGCCAG